AUGGCCUCGUCUCGCCCUACCCGCCGGAACACCACCGCCGCCGAACAACUUCGGCUCGAAGCAAUGGAGCGCAAUCGCCGAGACAAUCAGGAUGGAAGCACCACAGGGCGUGGGUUGCGCGAAGGGCAUGGGGAGCGGGCAUACCGAAGUCGGGGAGGUGGAGACAAUGGAGAUAUGACUGAUCAGAGUGACGAGAUGGAAGCAUUACGAGCGGAAAACCGCAGACUCAGAGAAUUGACAAGGGAGCUACAAGUAGACGGCGACGGUCAAAGGGGCUACCCAGACGGACAUGAUCUGGUGGAGGCUUUCUUGGACUUUGAAAGACACGCCAAAGUAAGCAGCGCUGGCAAAGCCGUGAGCGAGCCAGGCUUCAAGAAGUUGGGUGGAGUCACCAACUACGAUGGAUGGAAGAAAUCGUUCCAAACCGUGGCCGAGAUACACAAUCUAUGGGAGAUGUACGAAGGCGGGUUUGACGAGUUGUCAACCACCAGAAACCAGAAAGUACUAGUCAUGUUUAGACGACUAUGCCGAAACGCCAUGGGCAUUUUGCAUACAGCCUGCGAUGGGACUAUAAGGUCGUCACUACAGAACGAGGAAAUUGAGCUCCCAUCCCGCGCGAUGGAGCUCCUAGGUGAGCGUAACCGCCAGAGAGGGAGUGCGAUCGUUUGGUCGUUGUUCAGAGAGUUCUUCAACACCACGCUUGCCAACACUGGAAGCGUUACUGAGUUUAGAAACAAGCUGGUAGAGGUGCAGGAAAGACUGGUGGCAAUCGACGUAGGUUAUCGCCUACCGUCGUGGCAGGUCAAUUCCCACUUUCUCACCGCACUCACCAGUGCGUUCGACAACAAGGUCGCUGUUCUGAGCUCAGAUGAAUCUAUUGUCUCCAUAACUAGCCCUAAAGAUUUCCAGAUCUUGGCUCGGGAGGUUAUUCAAGAAGAACAGCGACAGAUGAACAACGACGACGGCAUCACUCUGGCGGUGCACAAUCACAAGAAAUGCACGUUCUGUGGAAAGGCAGGACACCUGGCCAUCGCAGGGCCCACUGGUUGUUACAAGAUGAGCCAGAAUGCCAAAUACAGACCAAGAUGGGAGAGUCUCUGCUGGGGCAUGGUUAUCGCAUGCGUGUUAUGCCUGUCCCAAUGGACUGCUUUCGCCUACGUACUGGCGGCGUUGGGAGCAAGAUGGUGGAUGGAAGUCGAGGCAGAGACAUGGGAAGAAAGCAAUAGCCCAUGGUUGCCACUAGCACUGGGUGUCAUCAACGGACGACUGGCCCCAGACGACUGGGUCCUAGACAGUGGAAGCUACACACACGUGACUGGAAGACGAUCACUCUUCGAGACUCUGAGUCCGGCGCCACCUGGAAAGAGGGUGAUGGGCGUCGGAGGAGGCGUGGCAGUUGCAGGCGUUGGGACCGUGAAGAUUCCAAUAGCCUGCAAGGUCGACGGCAAAGCACACAACAAGACCUUUACUAUCCAAAACGUUUCGUACGCACCCGGACUUCCGUUCAACAUCAUCUCUUGUCGAGCGUUGACGUUGACGAAAGAGGGAGAGAGGGCAGGCAUACGCUUUGUAAUGGAUGGCCAUGAUCUUGAGAUCGUGCGGACAGGAACUGAACAAGUAAUAGCCACGGCUGACUGCCGUAACACCGACUUAUACGUACUGUCACGGCCAAAACCAGAAGCUACUCGAAAGCGGCGACCGCAGCCAUACGCCUUCACGGCAAUACCCUCCGAUGUGCCUAUCGAGAUUCACCAUCGUCGAUUAGGACACCUUGGAGAAGGGAGGCUACGAAGGCUGCUGCGGCGCCUCAACGCAUCGAGCGCAGAAGACCCACUGCCGCCAUGCGAACCCUGCAACCGAACAGGCAUGAAGAGGAGAAACUUUAAGAACUCCGGAACAAGGAGCACGAAGCCUCUACAAAGGGUCUUUAUCGACUUAGCAGGGCCAGUCAAUGCGUAUGAUGGCAAGAAGAAAGUAAAUGAUCGCUUCGCUCUCACUAUCACAGACGACUAUACAAGAUAUAGAUGGGUGAGAGUGUUGCGACACAAGAAUGAUGCAGCGAGAGAGCUGCGGAUCUGGAAGACCCAGGUCGAAAAAGAACUGGAACACCAAUUGCUCGCUGUUCGCAGAGACAACGGCGGAGAAUUCGACAACAAGCUGCUGAAUGAGUUCUUCAGAGAAACGGGCGUCAAGGUUGAGCCUACAGCGCCAUAUAAUCCUGAGCAAAACGGGGUCGCAGAGCGGGGCAUGAACAUACUGUUCGCAGCAGUGAGAGCGAUACUAGACGAGUCCAAUCUCGGUCAGCACUGUUUCGCAGAGAUCCUCACAAGUGUAGCAGAAAUUGUCAAUUAUUGCCCGACCUCGGCUAACCCCGAUGACCAAACACCGUACGAACGACUGUAUAGGAAGACACCGCCCAUUGAACACCUCAGGGUGUUGGGCUGUGAGUGCUGGAAGCCUCGUCCACGUAACAAUCACUCGAGUUUCAAGAAGCUUGAUCCCCGGGCAGACAAGUGUUACCUCCUUGGCUAUGUCGCGAAGCAUCAGUAUCGCGUGUGGAACACCUGUACCGAGCGAGUUGAACUGGUUCGAGACCUGCACUUUAACGAGAACGUAUUCGGUUUAGGGGAAGAAGUCCCUGAGACGGUACGUCAACCGGCUCAUCGCGACGAGGCGAUGAUUGAAAACACGCUUGGCCACAAGGCUAAGCGGCGACGAGUCUCUACAAUCGAGGGGGAGAUAUUGGCAGCCUUGUCAGUAAAGCUUCCUGCGAUUAGUGGAGGACUCGUGCUUAUCGCCGAAGACGGCGAGGUAAAUGAAGCGGAGCGCUUCUCUGAAGAGACUACGGAGGCUCAAGUAGCUCAGUCGCUGGCGUCAGUAGACCACGAAAACUGGAGCGCAGUAACUGAGUGCCUCGCUGCGCUGUCAGCGCUGGAGAAGAAUCAAGACAAACUGGAAAACCAGGUGGUUGAGUGUGCGGCCGGCUGCGCGCACGAACCAAAGAACUUUGAGGAGGCGGUCACUGGUGCGGAUGCAUCGCGAUGGAUCCCAUCUAUGGACGAAGAAGUCCGAGAGAUUAUAGCCAACGAUGUGUGGGAAGUAAUAGACCCCCCUCCGGGAGUGUCAAUCCUUAGCGGCAAGUUUGUAUACAAAAUCAAGACCAACGCCGAUGGAGAGGUCACUCGCUACAAGUCUCGCUGGUGCGCACGCGGCUUUGAACAAGAAUUGGGUGUCGAUGUUCUCGAAACAUUUGCAUCGGUGGUCAAGCCGAUGAGCUACAAAUUGCUGUUCGUGUUGGCCUGUUUACUGAAUUGGUCGAUCGAACAGAUGGACGUCAAGACAGCUUUUCUGUACGGAAAGAUCGACACGGACGUCUAUAUGGAACUACCACCAAACAUCAAGGACCAGCAUCCAGGGAAGAUCUGCAAACUCAGGAAAGCCCUCGGCAUCACGCUCACUACCGCUCCCUUGACCUUGACCGUGAGCGGGGCAGGUCCUACAGGACUGUCGACAGGUAGUCCUGGUGGGCCUGCAAACUCAACAGCUGUGUCGAGGCUCACGGACGCACCACCUCUUCCCGAUGCCACAGAAACUCGCGCAGAGAGUGCCGCCGGGUCCCUUAGUCCUGCUCUUACCCCAAGCGCAGCCGUACCCAGCUCUCUUGCCUCCGCUGCGAGUGAUGGGACACAGGCCAUGGGUUCCGUGCUAGAGACCAGUAGCUCCGCCGUGACCGCAGUUCCUACUUCGGCUGCAGACGGCAGUGCCGGCCCAUUCGUCAGCUCUGGUCAACCCACCAUAAGCCCCAGUGCGAGUGAUAUAAGUGACGAUGGUCAGCCCGCCGUAAGCCCCAGUGUGAGUGAUAUAAGUACCAACGGUCAACCCACCGCGGGUCCCAGUGCGGGUGACAUAAGUGACAAUGGUCAACUCGUCAACGAUGCUGCCUCUUCCACUCCACCCGCCGGCCUUUCUACUGGUGUCGGGGGAUCUGGCGCUCCUAUCGCCACAACCGCUACUAGCAAUGCCCCUGGGGUGAGCAGCGUCGCUGGGCUCUCGCCAGGUGGUACCACACUCGCACAGACAGAUCUCGGUAGUAAGCCCACGUCUAUGGCGGGGGCGCAGGCCUCUGCCUCUGCGGGACUGUACAGACCCACAGGAGCGUUGCUUGGACCGGACGCGAGCCAGGAGAACAGCACGGUCAGUCUGUCUCCGUCGUCCGUCGAUGCCCUUCAGUUGGCGCUCGUCCUGAAAAACCUGGGUGUCUGGGUGUUUAACGAGAGUAGGGUAGUGGAACCGCGUUCGCCGAGCGCGAGGGGCGAUACAGAGGGUCUGGCCAGCCUGGUGGCGGAGAUCGCUGUGCAAGAGCAGACGCAGUUGCGGACCCUACGGAGCCUGCUCCGCCGGUCGGGAAAUCCAGACGUGCCUUCCUGUCAAUACGAUCUGCCCAGCAACGUGACCGAGCUCAGCUUUCUCAUGGUCACUUUGAAGUCCAUCAACCUCGGCGUCUUCAUGUCGAUGGCGGAGGCAGCGGACGGGCCGGUCGCCAUCUUGUUGUCCAGUAUCGCCAGCGUCGACGCCAAGCACAUUGCGCUUCUCGGCGAACAUUCGCACCGCAACGCGAGCGGACAGUCUUUCGACACGCCUGCGACUCCGGCGUGGGCCUACAACUUCGCGCUGGAGUAUUCCCAGCCAGGCUCUUGCAGCGUAGAGCUGCCGCUUCCCAUAUUGCCGAAGCUCUCGAUAAACAAGAAGACUUCUGGCCAUGUGCGUCCGGGCACCAAUGUCAGCGUGGAAUGGGACGCUGCUGCUAAGUAUGCUGUUGCGCAGUUGGGCAACCAGGUGUUCGUGGCUUGGGUGAAUCAGGUCGCCCAGCCCGUCUUCACUGCCCUGACCCUGUUCGACGAGAAUUCCGGAAGCACGAUGGUACCACCUAGCCUAUCGGGCACAGCCUUUGCAGUGCUAGCAACGCAGCCAAAACUCACCAGCAUCGCUGAUCUGACAGCCGCUACACUGGCAGGUCCUGUCGUGGUCAGCUCUGAGCCGUAG
Alternaria atra is the source of this 5043-nucleotide messenger RNA. RefSeq lists its product as uncharacterized. Gene Ontology annotation, biological process: DNA integration. The transcript is spliced from 4 exons. Bases 1 to 5043 code for a protein of 1680 amino acids. NCBI's taxonomy places the organism in Eukaryota, Fungi, Ascomycota, Dothideomycetes, Pleosporales, Pleosporaceae. The record is from RefSeq and is a predicted model, not a curated record. Gene Ontology annotation, molecular function: nucleic acid binding.